UGCGCGGACCUAUGUACUCCCGCCAUUACGCAUGCGCUAUUUUAUUGUGUGUAAAAUGGUGUGUUCAUCAAUAUUUAUUACGUGCAGAAGAAUGUGUAAAACAUAAAACUGGUAGUAAAAUCAGUGCAGAUAUUGUAUUAAUUAAAAUAUGUAAGUUUAAAUGUGAUAGUUAAUUCGUGAAACAUGGUGUAAGAAACUGCAUAACCAUGAAGAACAAGCCACUUCUAAAGUGACGCUAGUUCAGCGAAGGCAUUUUUAUCCCAUUAUGAAGGAAAUGGUAGGAGGGUGCUGUGUAUGUUCGGAUGAACGAGGGUGGGCUGAGAACCCCCUCGUUUAUUGUGAUGGUCAAGGAUGCACCGUUGCAGUACACCAGGAUUUAAAAGUAAUCAACUCCAUAUAGAGGUCACUUUUGUAGCCAUUCUCUUUGCAGCGUGUUAUGGAAUUGUGACAGUACCAACAGGCCCAUGGUUUUGUCGAAAAUGUGAGAGUCAAGAACGUGCCGCUAGAGUGCGAUGUGAGCUAUGCCCCAGCAAGGAUGGUGCACUCAAAAAAACUGACAAUAGUGCCUGGGCUCAUGUGGUUUGUGCACUGUACAUUCCUGAGGUACGCUUUGGCAAUGUGACGACGAUGGAACCAAUCAUCUUGCAACUCAUCCCUACAGAACGCUUCAGUAAGGCGUGCUAUAUAUGUGAAGAGCAAGGAAAGGGUUCUCGUGCAACGGUUGGUGCAUGUAUGCAGUGUAAUAAGACUGGUUGCAGGCAGCAGUUCCAUGUGACAUGUGCUCAGGCACUUGGCUUGUUAUGCGAAGAGGCUGGUAAUUACCUGGACAAUGUCAAGUACUGCGGCUAUUGCCAGUAUCACUACUCAAAACUUAAGAAAGGUGGCAAUGUGAAGACUAUCCCACCAUAUAAACCAAUUCCAGCAGACAACGGAUUUUCUGACUCCUCUCCAGAGAAGGACCCUGAUAGUAUGGUUAAGGCAGGUGUGAGUGGGAAGCGUAAGGGGACAGGUAAGGCUACUACUACUACUACUACUACUACUACUACCUCUGCAGUCGUGGGAUCAAAGAUUGGAGCGACAGGUGGUAAAAGUGUUGUAGGCGGACACAGCCCAAACCUUGGUGAUGGUUCAUCUACUAAUGCAGGUGGUGACCUGGCUGACAUAAACAAAUCAUCAAACUCUUCGGUAGGUCUCAAGGAUGCUUCAAAUCUUUCAUCCAGUGCCAUUAUGGCAACAUCGGCUGCAAGUAUUGCUACUAGUGGCAACACUAAAUUCACCACUUCUAACUUUGUUGAGACAGUUGUGACUCAGAGUGAAAGUGUGUUUGGUGCAGAUAUACCCACAGUGUCACAAGCAAAUAUGCGUGUUUCAUCAGCUGCUAUCCCAGCUUCUACCAAUUCUAGUACUGGUAGUUCUAACAUAACGGGAAAAAAACGAAAAGCUGGUGGAAGUCGGACGCCAACAACUCCAGAUAAUUCAUCUGAUAUUACCUCUGUGCAGACCCCAGUAUCUAUAGUGAGUGGUACCACAGGCAUGCCAACUGUUGCGGGCAGUGUUAAUGCUGUUGUAGGUAAUGUUUCUGUCAGUUCUGGAGGUAUUGAUAAUCAUAGUGGAGGAAUGCUUGGGGACUCCAAGAAACUAAAGGUAGAGAGUGGAGGUUUUUUUGGGAUGAGUGCUAGUGGCCCCAACCCCAUGCCAUUAUCCACAGUCUCAGAAUCAGUUGUCGUGAGCAACGUAAACUCUAGACCGUUGUCAGGUAAUGUGAUCACAUCAGCUCCUAGUGCUGCAGGGUCAGUGGGCAGUGCAAUUAGUUCUGGAAGUAUAGUGGUGUCAGUACCACUGGCUGCCACAUCCAUCCAGCCUCCCACAUCAGCAGCAUCCACUGUGGUGACAUCAGCUCCAACAUUGUUCCAACAGCUGCAGCAGUCAAGUGUGGUAACUAGCAAUGCAGCAGUUGUGACAGCAGCUAAUGCAUCUGCAGUACAUCAGCAGCAACAACACUUAGAGGACCAACCUGGCAAGAGAGCCCGGACACAGUCAACAGAGAAGCCAGAGAAGGGUCGCAAACAGAAACGUGGCAACAGUGGAACAGUGGUAACAACUACAAUGACUGGACUUACCACCUCUGCUAUCACCAGCACUACUACAGCAGCUGUUGUGACAGGAGCUAGUAUUAAUAACAGUAGUAAGAGAGGAAGUCGUGGGGGCAACGGCAACAACCCCACACCACCCCCAGUGAUGACACACUCUGUACCUAUACAUGUCUCUACCACAACUGCUGUAAUCCCAACCAGCAGCAUUGUGAAGGACUCACCUCCAAGUAGUCCAGGAUCAGAAACAUUGUCAAUUCAUUCAGGUGGGCGUAACAGCAAAACAAAGAGCAGCAAACGGAGUAGCAGUGGCCGAGACAGAGAUGACAAGGAUAUCAAACUGUUUCAGAAUGGUGUGAGUGCCCCACAUAUGCUAGGCAAUCAGCUAAAUCCAUCAUCAACAAUGGCACAAAAAAUGUCAGAUACCCUGUCAGCUGAGAUGGAGGCUCACAGCAUUUUCAAUGACUCCAGCAAUUCCACAACCUCACUAAUUGGACCUCAACUACACAGUCGGGUUAUUGCUUCAGUUCGCAAUGCAAACAGUGCAUCGGGAGCAUCAGCACAUGGCAGCACUGCCGGAACCACCACCAACCCCAUCUGCAAUAAUGCUGCUAGUUCAAGUGUGAUUAAUCCUACCAGUAGUAUUAGCAACCAUGCAGGGAAUAGCACUGGUACAGCAGCUGUGGGAAGCAUUCCUCAGAGUUUGGACCAGUUGCUGGAGAGACAGUGGGAGCAAGGCAGCCAGUUUCUAAUGGAACAGGCUCAGCACUUCGAUAUUGCAUCCCUGCUGUCAUGUCUCCACCAGCUGAGAGCAGAAAACCUACGUCUGGAGGAGCAUGUGAACAGUCUCUUACAGAGGCGGGAUCAUCUCUUGGCUGUUAAUGCUAGGCUUGCAAUCCCUCUCACAACUCAGCCUGCUCCAGUGAAUAAUGUCCACCCAGGGUCUGGUUCGGUGUCACAUCAGCACUCUGACCCCUCUCGAAAUCCUCGCAUCAACAAUACAUAUGUUUCAUCUCAUCCUAUGGAAAAUGGACUGCCGCCAGAUCCCAGUCCACCAUCAGGCUACCCACACCAACACCGCAGCCCAGCUGCCCAGCCAAGUCCAACAGUCAGACAGAGUCCAGCGAGCAGUGGUUACAUGCUGAGUCAGUCACCAUUGAACCCACCUCCAGGCUCUGCUAUUGUGUCACCUGCGUCCUCGACCCCAGGUGUUGUCCGUAGUACUUCGGCAACACCAGACUCACUGAGAGGAGCUGAUGCUAGGAGAUCAAGUCAGCAGCAGUCUGGCUACCCUGUGUACCAAGUAGUCUCAUCCCCAGCUACUGUCUCCUCACAUCAGAAUCCACAGGUUCCUGUAGUCACCACUCAGCAGGUGAUACGAAGGGAUACUGUUAAUGAUCUCCAUCACCAGAUGCCAUCAACGAAACCAAGUUGAACAUAAUGUAAUGAUUUUGUUACUAACCCUGAGCCCCAUAAUAAUUUUGUUGUGUUUGUCAGACUAGAAUUAUGUAUUUGCCUGAAUACAGUGUAUUGAUUUUAACAGAUUAACUUUUUAGAUUUUGUGUAGAAUAAUGGGUGACAUUAAAUUGAUAUGUAUUAAGCAUUAGAUAUACAUAUAAUCAAAAUUAUUGAUGGUUAUUUAAUGGUGGAAGAACUGUACAAAUAUUUCAUUGUGGAAAGAUGGCAGUUAUGUACAGUUUUUCACUUAUUGCGUAGACCUCAUCAGAAGAAUUUUAAAAAAUUUAAAUAUAAAUAUUCCAGGCUGAGAAAUUUACUAUGGUCUUUGCUAGCCCAGAGUAUCUGGAGUCAAAGGAUUAUGUGCAGGUAGCCUUAGUUUGAAGUGUAUAUUACAGUAUAUACAAAAACUGAUUGAUCAUGAGUAGUGUAAUAACCAAAAAAAGAAACAUUGAGUUAAAAUAUACUUGUGCCUUUCAAAAUUCUCAUACUUUAUCCUAAUAAAUACAAUUUUCUGUCCAGAAAAAUAUAUAUUGAUGAACUGUUUUUAUAAUUUUUGCAUCAUUAAAUACAGUAACUGCCCCAUUGGACAUUUCAUAAUUGAUUGAGAAUUUAGCAUGUUUGAUAAGUUUAGAUUAGUGAAACCUCUUAUCAGAAUAGGUAGUAUUGACUGAGAUUUAAUGGGGUACUUUCCAAAUGUUUGCAAAUUCUCUGCUCCUGUUCUACAUUUCCUCAUUGUAAAAUACUCUUAACUCAUCUUGUAAGAAAUAAUUUUUUAAUGCUUUGAAUUUUCAGCAUAUUAAAUUGUAUUCAGGCAAAUACCUCAUCAUCCUUUGUUAUCAUUCACCUGUACAUUCAUAAUAAUGUUGCAUAAUAGGAAAGAAGAUGGAAGAAGAAAAGUGUUGUUGGUAGUACUAGCCUCCUAAUGUGACCUAAUGCAGCAUGCAAAGUACAAACAAAUCUCAUCUCCAUCAUGUUAAACUCGGUCAAUUACACCGUUUUUAAUGUAGCGGUGCCUUUGUUGUGUUUCAAAGAAAUGCAACGUUUUUUGUUAAUGUUCACUUAUUGUAAUAUUAUUUUACCAGUCUAAAAAUAUUUUUGUUUAAAAAAAGAAAAACCUUUAAUCUGUAAUUUAAACUUUGUAAAUAGAUUUUUUAUGUGUAUAGAGUCACAGAUAUUAGAAUGUGCAAGUGACAAAGUAUGUGUAGAUUUGGGGGAAUACUUUUUGAUCUGUAGCUUAGUGUCUCAUUUUCUAUUAUAUUACAUUUGUUUAAGUUUCAUUCUCUUUGUAUUCACUUACUGUUGCCUUUUUGCCAAAGUGACAUAGAUACAGUACUGUAAAUGUUACAAAUUACAGAAUAAUUUUUAUUUAAAGCUUUAGGAUCACUUAGGCACUUCCUGUUAUAUUUUUGCCAAAGUAACAUGAACAGUAUGAGUAUUAUAAGUUACAGAACAAAGUUGUGAACUUUUCUCUGUUAUGUCACAUUAUGUGGGAUGUACUUUGCAAUUUAAUUUAUGUAACAUGUUUGUUUUCUUUUAUUUCCUGAUGGAUUGAUGAAUUAUGUCUUUGUUUCUGGAAAGCUGUUAUCUCAUUUUAGGCUUGGAGUCAUGUAGUCGCAAGAAUUCAGUUUAUGGAAUUUGUAUGAUUUUUUCAAGAAAUUAAUUUUACAUAUUUUUUCAAUAAUAAUGUGUAAAGUGUAUGCAUAUUAGCUUGUACAGCUGUUACUUUACUGCUGUGUUACUUAUUUCUAUGCCUUUAUGGUAAACCAACAACAGUGAAUUGUGUCUGGGAAGUUAGUGGGGGUACUGGCUUGCAACAACUACCACAACUCAGUCCUUUACUUUCCCACAUCAAUGAGAGGUACAGGAAAUCGAGAAUGAGAAAAGGAAUAGAACAGUUACAAAAUAAGUUACAUGAAAUACUCCCAAAUUCUGCUGUAGACAUAAUAUAAGAGAAUGUGAAAAAGUAAUGUUUAAAUCUGUUAGCAUUGUUAGCUCUUUAAAAUUCUGUGGUAAAUUGUAUGUACCACCUGCUUUAACAUUCAUUUUUCCCACAGAGUGAUUUAUGGGUUUCAUUUUAGAAUAAAUAGAAUUUAUUUCCCUAAACAGUAUGAACCAUUUGAUGUUUGUAAUGGAGAUUCAUUGUUUUCUUUGAGGUGGGAACUGAAUUUGUAAAUACUAUUUACACAAGCUUUGGCUUUAGAAGGUUUAUAAACAAUAUUAUCAACAGUAUUAAAUAACUGCAAAAUAAGUUUGUUACAUGCAACAAAUGAUAAUUUUAACAUUGAUGUAGUAAUGCUUGUAAACUACAGUGUUAAUGUAUAUACAAUUGAAACCAUGUUCUUUGGCUUGAAGGCAGCUAGAAUGUGAACUCUGCUUCUCUAGGUGCUGAGGUGUAUGAAAUCUUCAUGCCACCUAACUUGCAAGCUGAUUAGUGGUGUAACUUUUGUUUACCUGAUGGGCUUGUGUAGAUUAAAAUGUAAAGUAUCUUUGUAAAACUUGAAUGUGGAUCAAUACAGCAGUAAUGAAUUUCUACACAUUAUGAUACACCAUACAAGUUGGUUCUUUUUUCAUAUUUCUGUGACAUUCUUAUUAAAUGUCUGUUUUUAGAAGUGUUUGCAACCAUGCAACGCACCUGAUAAAAUUGUUUUGUCUGUCACAACACUUUAAACAACGCAGUAGAAAAAUGUUGGUAUUUGAUAUGGGAGAAUGUUUACAAAAAUAUAUGCCAUUUUAAUUUUAUGUUCGGUUAGACACUUCACAUGAAAGGAUAAAUACGUUUUGAGUUUAUCUCACUGGGACUGCAGACAACAUUUACUGUGGUUUACCACAGACAACUCUGCUAUCAUAGGUGCCAUUUAUGAAGGUCAAGUGUCAAAUUCUGGCCAGACUUAACUCAUUUUAAUGAAACAUUGAUUUUGUUAAGCGUAGUCACACAAGCUGUUUGUUUCUGUUGGAUCUGUUUUGCUUUUUCAUCCCCCUUUUCAGUAGAAUUAAUUUUUCCCAAAAGUGUGCAUGUAGUCAAAGUUGAGUAAACUGUAAGGUUUCUGUUCUUAUAUAGUGCAAGCUGAAAGAAUUGUGUAUAACAAAACAGUACAAAACUUAUCCAGAAUGAACUUCUCUUCUUUCUAAAUCAGACUAUUUUGAUGCUCAGGGCUGUCAGUUUAUAAGGUACAGUUUUUGUUGACUAGUAUUUUAAAAGCAAUAAUUCAUGAAAUUGUAAGCUAAUAGUCUUGGGCCUCACAUCUUACUUCAUCACAGUUGUGGAGAUAUAUCCAUGUAGGCGAGUUAAAAAUGGCUUUGAGAGGAAAAAUCAAUUUACUUUGUGUCUGUUUUUGUCUGAAGAACUUUAUGUUGCUCUGUGACUUCACUUCCCAAGACAAUAUUUCAUCUCGUGAUUUCCUGCCAUUGCUUAUUGUGACUUGGCAUGGGUUUGAAUGUCUCAGAAUGAAUUUAUAUUGAUAAAAAUUGGCUCACAUCAAGUUGUGAGGCAUUUUGUCUGAAUGGGGAAACAAAUUGGUGCAGUUAUCUUGUUUGUAUGAAAAUUCAUGUGAAUUUAAUACUUCUAUCUGGAACUUGUGUAGUCAGAAAUUAUCUUUCUAAUACAAUGUUUCAGGUGGAAUUUGUGUGUGUAUAUGUAUGUAUGUGAAAAUUCCUUGAUGAUUACAGUUACCUGGAACUUUCUGUCAAGCUCAAAACUUUUCUUUGUUGUGUUUUGUAUUGUUGCAUUUUUAUGCCAGUGUUUGUUGUCAGUUGUUUUAUAGGUGGUGCUAGGAUAUUUUGAAAUAAGUGAGAAACAACUUAUCACCAUUUACAUAACUUUUUGUCUGGAAAUGGGUCAAAAUUUGUUAACUUGAGAAAAAAUUAUUUCGUAUAUUUAUAUUUCUGGUUUCACUGCUUGAAGAAAGUAUUAAAAAGUUACUGUCAGGAAAGUUAUUUGCAAGAGCUAGGUGUGAAUUGACAUUCUAAAGAAGAAGUACUGAAUACCACUGAUGAAACUGAAGUUACAGAUAUGAAUUACAUAUAACCAACAGUAUUCCUUGUAUGUGAAAUUGAAUAUAAAAAAAACUCUUGUCAGAGAGAAAGUAGCUUAUUUAGAGUGAAGACUGUCUAUGGCCUAAUGUUACAAUGUUUAAAUUCACAUUUUUGUAAUGUAAGCAUUUGCAAAUGAGAAGUUAUAAUAUGAAGUCUGGAAUAACACUUUCCCUUAAGUCAUAGUUGCCUAAAUUUCUGAGCUUCCAAUUAUAAAAGUCGACAUGUUAUGACUUUGUUUUCGCUCCUUAACUUGUAUCUGUAGCAGAAGAUAUGUGUUAUAUGUAAUAACUGGCAGUGCGUAUACAAUCUGCAUGGUCACAGCGUUACUACUUCUAGACUUUGUUGUAGAAAUUUUUGUGCUUCUUACACAGUCAUGAGACUGUAGUAGGAACACAUAAUUUUAUUAGGAGAAACAGUCAUUCCAUGCCAAAGGCCUCAGGUACAAGAGUAGUGCAGAUGUUUGUGGACUUGUCAUUUUUAACCUUUAACUCUGACAGAGUUAAAAUUUUGGUCUCUGGGGCAUAUAAUUCUUCCACUAUGGUUUUGAUUGUGUGUCCUUUAUGCUAAGGAUCAUUAUCAUUAUUGGAUCAUAGGAGUAGUUGAAUAUACCUUACGUGUUCUCUCUUCAGAAAGUGUUCCUUCACAAUACUGGGUAUGCAGUGGCCAGAGGGUUAACCCCUUCAGCAUUUUAAGAUGGAACAGUUCUGCUGCAUGGAAAAGCACAGUAUGAAUUAUGAAUGGGACAGUUUUGCAUGCUGUAAUAUUAAAUUUUUAUAGCUGUCAAUCAAUAUAUUAAUUUAGUCAUGAAUUUUAAAUCUGAGAAUGUAUUGGAAUAUGGGGAUGAAAUAUGUUGGUGUCCAAAUACAAUAUGCUGAUUAUUGGCUAACAUACAGCCUGCUGACAUUUUUAUUAACAGUGAAGAUGUUAAUGAGAUCGUAAUUGAAGAAUUGGCAGGAAGAACUACUUUGGUGUUAACCAUUAAUCUUUCUGUCGAAUGGUUCAUGAGAUGUAAAUGUAAAAGAAAGGUGUGGUUUUCAUGUGAGAUUAGUAUUGUUGUGGGCCUCCAGCUUUGUCAUGCACUUGAUAUAAGAAGCUAAACACAUCCUGCCUGUCACCAAAUUUCUUGUCAACCAGCCUUUCCGCCCCCACUCAAAACAUAGUUGCUGGACAACACUAUCUUUGAACAGUUUAGCAGUUUCUUUCAAAACAACCUCCAAUCUUGGGUAUUUAUGCAUGGGUGUGCAGGGAUUUCACAUGAAUCACAGUGUACAUAACCUGUAGAUUUUAUAUUAAUAUAUUCAUUUUCUAAAUAGAAGCCAGGUAGGUAACUGCUGUGUUCAAGGUUAAAUAACUACUUAUCAUAUUUUACUCCAACAAUGUAAUUUGCCUUUAUUGUCAUGUGAGAUGUCUUAACAUGUGUUCCAGCUGGCUGUUCAUCACAGUAACUAACCUCCAAACUCAAACCCAAACCCAACCAACCUCAUAAUAUUGGCUGAAGUAUGAGAUGUGUGUUAAAUGCAGCCUUGAAUGUAAAGCAAGUUCAUAUUUUGAAGAAAGCUAUUGUAAGUUUUGUCAAUGUAGUUUGUGAUUUAUAUCUAUGAGAUGCCUUUGUCUUAUUUUAAAAUUCUUUUAAUAAUAUGUGAAAGAAUUUAAUUUUUCUGUUGACUUUGUUUUUUAAUAUCUGAAGAAUAUGUACAUAGUAUAUUUAAUAUUAUUAUUAUUAUUAUUAUUAUACUUUGUUUUAAAUUUUCACAAGAUUUUUUCACAACAUUUUGUUUACUGGAUGUUAUUUUAUUGUCUGCAUUAAUAUCUUGUGUGCCCAUGGAAGGAGACUGGCAGAUUAUGAAGUAUGGAAGUCUUAAGAAGCUAUUUGGUAUGUUAUCUUAAACUCCAAAACAUUAAUGUUUUAUUUCCUGAUCUCAUUUACUGGUAUGAAGAAGGUAUCUGAAUUGUGGUUUAAGAUUUUGAGCAAUGAAAAGUUAUUUGUUGUAAAAAUCUCUGAGAAACAAUGUGUGAUGUGUUUAUUGCCAUGUAACACCCUUUGUCAGUGCUGUAAAGUAGAUGAUGGUGUGAUUCAGGUUAAAGAAUUUGUAUCAGUUCAUUUUAGUUAGUUUCAUGUUUGCAUUGGUGUGUUGAGCAAUGGAUACAGAGUUUAGAAUGUAAUAGCUGCUUAUGCAUUGCCAUAUGAUAGAAACCACUACAUAAAUAAUGCAUGCAUGGAACUUAUGAUGAACUGUUAGGAAUGAGAUAAUUGCAGAGCAAUCUGGCUUUGUCUCUUACUUAAAACUUGCACACAAACUGUGCUUGAUGUAGUAAGUAUGAAUGUACACAUCAUUAUCUGAAGUGGCCAUGGACACCAUCCCAUAUAUUUAAAUUGUGUUUAUUACAGAAUGGCAAUCAUAGAUUUUUAUUCUUUUAGGUCUGACAGUUUCUGUUAUCCAGUAUGCAAGUUUUUGAAACUGUUCAUUCUUGAUAAAUAAUAUUAACUUAUUCAUUGCUUGGUUAUCAGAAAUUUGUUAAACUGAAAUUGUUUUAAAAGUAAUUUGUGUAUACCAUAUGCCUUUAUUAGGUACAGCUACUGAAGGGGCAUGCAGUUUAGCUAAGUUGUAUGGUUGCUGUGAAAGCUGUUUUCUUAAUGUAGUGCCAUGUGAAGUAAUAAAGACACCAGGAGGUACCUUCUUUUUGUCAUGUAUAAAAAGUACAGAAUAGUAGAAAAUAUUACAGUAGUUAGGAUAGGAAUACAGUGCAAAUCCACUAUAACAACUGAUGGUAUGAUCUUGUAUUGGAAAUGUGAGUAAGCAUCCUUCUGUAGGACAAAACAUCAGCUUUACAGGUGUCAUUUCUUGAAAGUCAUAACAUUCUGAUUUCAUGCUAAUGAAAAGUACAUAUCUUUAAUUCAUAAGUAUAGUAAAUUAAAAUUGCACGAAAGUAAAGGGUAAAAUUUUAUAGGUUAUGUUCAAUAAUGGUUUGUUGUGUAUUAUGAACAUCCAUUUGGUUAAUUCUGUGGCACUAACAUUAUAUGGCAUUAAUCUUGAUUCAAGGAGAAUGUUGGUUUAGAUGUUGUUAUGGGUUUCCACUAAAAUGUUGUUAUUCUUGUGCUGUAUAGUGAUUGUUAAUUAUUUAUUCAAUCAGCAUUUUAGUUGAAUUUGAAAGGAACUAUUUUCUGUGGAUUUAUCUCUUCAUACCCAUAGCUGUUUCCCAGUUUUUGUAAAUCUUUUGCUAUUAAUGUGGUAAAAGAAAAUGUCCAAGAUUCUAAUGAGCAGAUCAUGUUACAUUACUUAAUAUGUAUAUGGGUGUUAAUUUGAUUGACUCUUGACUUGAAAUAAUGACACCAAGAUGUGUGUAGUUUUGUCAUUACUUGUAAUCAUUUAAUGUUGCAUCUUAACAGCAUUGAGUUGGAUCAUUCUUCCUGCCUUGCAUAUUAUGUAUAUGCAUUUGUUUUGCUUACCCUUACAUGAAGUCAAAAAUAAAACUUCAUUGUACAGUUUUGUUGCAGUGAGAACUAGAUAUAAACUUAUUCUGUGUUAGGGUUUUCACGUGAAGUAUGAGUAAAAAUUUUUGUCCAUUGCAUUCGACACUUAUACGCAUAUGUUUUGCAGAAAAAUUCCUGCCCUUGCUGGGAAUUAAACACCAGUUGUCAAGCUCAUAGCUAGUCACUAUACUGAUUUUUCUUCUUAUUAUGUUAUUUAUUUCUAUCAUCCCCCCAACCUUUUCCCUUUUGUUUUUAUAUUUCCUCCAGUUACAUACAAGACGAUGCGACAUAGACUACAAGGACAAAAAUGCCUCAGACUGCACAACUGUUCAGACCAUCAACUGAGCUAUCCUGGCUGAUUGUUUGCACUGACUUUUUCAAAUACAGGUAUGUGAACACUCCUAAAACAGACAUUGUGCAUUAUUUUCACUGCAUUGCAUUACCGCUCACAAUAACCAUGAAUGAACUAAAGUGUGAAGGUCACCUAAGGCUUAUUUCCAACAGAUUUGGUUAAGUUCCAUUGCUGUUGGUGACUUUCUACGAGACCAUUAUUUGAUAUUUUUAGGUCCAUAAUAGUACAGUACUCAUCUUUUAGUUGUGAUUAUGGACAUGAUGAAUGAUUCAGCUCUGUAUAAUUCAUGAUUACAUUUUGGAACAACAGAGCCAGUGUACAGUCUUUAAUUGAAUGUAUCUUGAGAUUGUAAUAUAUUUAAAUUUGCUGUAAAAAGUUUUCCUGUAUUUCCACCAAAACAAAUCGGUAGUAGUAAAUGUCUGUAUAUUGGGAGGAUAAAGGAUGUAUACCCGAAAAGGGUUUCAUUUUGUUAUGAAAUUUGUCCAUUUGUUUUCAACUUUGUAAUAUUAAAAUCUUAAUCAUAAAUGUAUUUAUACAGAA
Molecule: messenger RNA, 11944 nt
Organism: Zootermopsis nevadensis
Lineage: Eukaryota; Metazoa; Arthropoda; Insecta; Blattodea; Termopsidae
Gene: Alh
Product: coiled coil domain containing protein Alhambra
Biological process (GO): regulation of transcription by RNA polymerase II
Source: RefSeq, a predicted model, not a curated record